UCGGCGCUCCUGUGGGCCCUGUCUCCGUCUCAUUUCUCUGACUCCUGCCCUCCUUGCCGUUACCUCCUGUGGCGAGGGUUUCAAGCCGGCGGCGGCGGGGCCUCCAUCCCCACCCGUUCGCGCCGCCGUCUCCCUGUCCCGGGCGCCGAUUGCCGCCGGCGCGGGAGGCCGAUAGCCGGGCCGUCCUUGCCGCUGGGCACCCCUCCGUCCUCGCAAGCCAGCCUCGGCGAGUGUCCUGCUUUGUCAGCACACAUCCAGUGGAAAUGGCAUGUUGGGUUCAACUUUUUCUGUGAUCUCCAUGAGAAUUAAUCCUUGAAACAGCAAUGAUUAAUCUCAAAUAAGCUUAAAUGAGCAAACAUGUCAUAAGAUUAUAAAAUAUUCAAAUAAACAAUGGAAAUAUACUGGUAUAACAAACCAUAACAGGAAGGUGGGCAAGAUCCAUCGACUAUGCAUAGUAAGUUCACAUAAAAAAAUAUAAUUAUUUUCAUAUGGUUGGAUCUUUGCACUGAAGAAUUUUUCAAAUGGAAGAAUCUCCUGAAAACUUACUUGGAGUUGAUUGUUGCAAAUCAGGAAACAGCAUUUGUCAUCACCAUUAUGCUAGGUGGGAUAUAUUAAAUGCCUGAAAUGACUGAAAGUUGGGUAGAAGGCUCAAAGCAUGCCCCAGCUCCAGAAUCAGUUUCUUGUUCGGUUUCGAGAUAUCAAACAUUAUCAGAAAGAAGAUCAAGGCAAAGAAACAUUUUUCAUAUAUUAGCCCAGCGGGAGGUCUCAACUCAAACAAAACAUCAAGCUAAAAGGCUUUGGACCAAAUCUCCAAGAUGUGAUGAUGGUUCUGUUGAGUUAAAGUUUUUUUCUACAGAUGCUCGGCAUGAUCUCUUUUCUUGGGCUGAAUCACAGUCCUUGCAUCGCUGGUCAGCUAAAUAUUGCCCUCUUGUGCCUGCUCCGAGGUCAACUAUUGCAGCUGCGUUCAGUCCUGAUGGGAGAACACUUGCAUCCACGCAUGGUGAUCACACUGUUAAAAUAAUUGACUACCAAACCGGGAAAUGUUUGAAAGAGUUGCUCGGACAUCAACGCACUCCAUGGGUGGUUAGGUACCAUCCAUUACAUUCUGAUAUCGUUGCCAGCGGAAGUUUGGAUCAUGAAGUUCGUCUCUGGGAUGCUAAAACAUCACACUGCAUUGGAGAACACUUCUUCUAUAGGCCUAUUGCGUCUAUUGCGUUUCAUGCCACGGGGGAGCUUCUGGCAGUUGCAUCAGGUCACAAAUUGUUCAUUUGGGACUACAGCAAGCAAGCUGAAGCUUUGGACCCAGCAAUGAUACUGAAAACCCGCCGUUCACUGAGAGCUGUCCAUUUUCAUCCCCAUGGUGCCCCAUAUCUACUGACGGCAGAGGUUAACGACCUUGAUUCUGGAGAUUCAACACUGACCCCUGCAACAUCUUCUGGCUAUUCGAACUGUUGUUCAGCUGUGAUUUUGGCAAACAUUAACUCAAUGUGCUGUCCUCAUCUUGAGUCUAGGUUGUCAUCAUCUUGCUUGCUCUGGCCUGCAUAUCUUAGGGAUGACGGAAUCAUAUGUCCGCUUUGCAAUGAUCGGGAUAUUGAUUCAAUCAAUGUGCAGCAGGGAUCAUCAUCUUUAGUGCAAAAUUCACUGCUGUCAGAUGCUGAAAAUCAAGAGAUUAGUCAGUUGGUUACGUCUAUGGAUGCAUGCCCUGGAGAAACAGGUGUGGCUAAUGAUGAUGAUUCAGUUUCAACAUCUUUAUAUGCUGGAACUGAAAUGUAUACUGUCAGAGUGCAAUCUAACUCAAGAGUGUACGGUGGAAGUGCUGCUACUAAUGAAAGGUUUAGGGAGAGAGAUGGCACAGAAACAUCCCACUUGAGCAGAAAUAUCCCAAAUCCAGAAAUAGUUCUGCAUUCAAGACCUGAUGGCCCAAGUGGUAUGCCAAUGGAUCGGUUCACAACAUCUAGUGGAUUACCAUACAUGCAUAAUUUAGAGCAUGUAGAUGUUUCAUCAUCAGUUCCAGCUACUGCUGGCAAUUUUAUUGGGUCAAGACGGCAUUAUACCUCACACCCUGAUCUGAUGGCCUCUGUACCUGGGGUUGGAAGUUUGCUUCUGGGUACUCAAAUUGAUGAAGCUGUGGUUCAUGCUGUCUCAUUAGGUGUUGGGUCAGAACUACCUACCUCGCUGUUUGAUGGUAGUGGUACUGAACUACCUUGUACAGUGAAACUUAGAAUAUGGCGGCACAACAUCAAGGAUCCGUGUGUUGCAUUUGAGCUUGGGACAUGCCGCUUGACAAUUUCUCACGCUGUACUUUGCAGUGAAAUGGGCACCCAUUUUUCCCCUUGUGGACGAUUUUUGGUUGCUUGUGUUGCAUGCAUGCUGCCACAAACAGAAGGUGACCAUGGAAGCCAGUUACCUGUGCAGUAUGAUUCUACUGGGGCUGGAACAUCUCCUACUCGGCAUCCACUUCCCUCGCACCAAAUUAUAUAUGAGCUUCGAGUUUAUUCUCUUGAGGAGGCAACGUUCGGCACGGUUCUUGCGUCUAGAGCAAUAAGGGCUGCUAACUGCUUAACUUCCAUUCAGUUUUCACCUACAUCGGAACACAUACUAUUGGCAUAUGGUCGUUGUCAUAAGUCACUGCUUAGGAGCGUUUUCAUGGAUGGGGAGACCAUAGUUCCUGUGUACACUGUUUUGGAGGUGUAUAGAGUCUCAGACAUGGAGCUUGUAAGAGUUCUUCCUAGUGCUUUAGAUGAAGUCAAUGUUGCAUGUUUUCAUCCUUCCCCUGGAGCAGGUCUUGUUUAUGGGACUAAGGAAGGGAAGCUCAGGAUUCUUCAACACAAUGGUGGAAGCAUGGGGCUGAAUUUCUUUGCUGGGCAAAAUAUGCUUGAGGUUCAGAGGCAUGCACUGUAACACGGAACAUAAUUAUUGCAUUGCAUGCUUACAAUGCUUACAUUUCCCGAGAACUACGUCUACAACAUCCUGGAAAAGUUUGCACCACUAGACGGGUUUGAAUUGAUAUGCUUCCAUGUGAAGGAACUUUCCUCAGCAGACUUUCGUCUCUGUCCAAGAGGUUCUGACUGAAAACAUCAAAUUUCAGCCUCCAACAACUCUGAUUGAUAUGGAUUUUUUUUUAGUUACUAACAAUAUUGCAUUGACACUGUGCUAAACUGUUGUACCGUUGUCGAAGACUUUACUGCUCCUCUAA
This is a messenger RNA of Phragmites australis (common reed), 3196 nucleotides long. RefSeq lists its product as uncharacterized. NCBI's taxonomy places the organism in Eukaryota, Viridiplantae, Streptophyta, Magnoliopsida, Poales, Poaceae. Gene Ontology annotation, cellular component: intracellular membrane-bounded organelle. Gene Ontology annotation, biological process: autophagy. Bases 616 to 2901 code for a protein of 761 amino acids. The record is from RefSeq and is a predicted model, not a curated record. The transcript has 17 exons. Gene Ontology annotation, molecular function: protein binding.